UGCAGCCUGGGGUGCGGAUCCGAGCGAGCGUGGCGCCGCGGGCAGGUCUCGGCACGCGGCCCUUGGAGGCCGCUUGAAGGAGGCGCACCGAGCGCGCGGUGGAGCCCGCGAUCCGAGGUCGGCGCGGGGCUGGCCCUCCGGGACCCCGGGUCUACCCGCCGGCCCGCGGAGCAGGUUGCGCGCAGCGCUUUUGUGCUUCCGUUCCCUGCUGUUCCGGCUCUGCGAGCCGCGGCCCCCACGCAGGUAAAGGCGCUCUGAUUUGGGGAAGCACAAGUCAACCUUUAAACGAGUCUCAUUCUUUAAAAGAUGUGUCAGAAGUGGAUGCAAAGCUUAUCUACAAUGAAGGCGAAUCUGAAUGUUUGAAAGGCUCCUGAAGAGAAACCACUGCACAUAAAUGUUUCAUGAAGGAGGGUCGUCCAGAGCAUAAGGCUGAUUUGCAGAUACACAGUGGAGAGACGCGGACACCACCGCACCCGGCCAGAAGCCUGGCUCCCUCGUGGAAAGUCUCUGGCUGCCAGCACCCCUAGGCAGGGAUAUGGCCUCAAGCCGACUAGGGGCCAGGGGGCAGUGCCUCCAUUUGCUGAAGAUGAGGGGCUUCUUGCUGCUGAAGCUCUUGGCCGCUGUCUUGGCUGUGCUUCUCUUCUGUGAAUUUCUGAUCUACUACCUCGUCAUCUUCCGGUGCAGCUGGCCCGAGCUGAAAACCCCUGAAGGUGCCGGUGCCCUUGGGGCCCCCAAGGCCCCUGAGCCUGUGCUCAGGGCCAUGUUCUUGGCUGACACCCACCUGCUCGGGGCCGUGAGAGGCCACUGGCUGGACAAAUUACGGAGGGAGUGGCAGAUGGAGCGAGCCUUCCAGACAGCACUGUGGCUACUGCAGCCGGAAGUUGUCUUCAUCCUGGGGGAUGUCUUCGAUGAGGGGAAGUGGAGCUCGCCCGAGGCCUGGGCGGACGAUGUGGGGCGCUUCUGGAAGGUGUUCCGACACCCGCCCCAUGUGCAGCUGUGGGCUGUGGCUGGCAACCACGACAUCGGCUUCCACUACCAGAUGGACACAUACAGAAUAAAACGAUUUGAGAAAGUUUUCAGCCCUGAAAGGCUAUUUUCUUGGAAAGGGAUUAAUUUCGUGAUGGUCAACAGCGUUGCGCUGGAGGGGGACGGCUGUGACAUCUGUUCCAGGGCAGAGGCUGAGCUCCUGGAAAUCUCUCACUGGCUGAACUGCUCCCGGGAGGAGCAUCGCCCCCGCGGGUGCGGAGACAGACAGUGGCUGCCAGCCUCAGCCCCCAUCCUGCUACAGCACUUCCCGCUUUACCGGAGAAACGAUGCCAACUGCUCCGGGGAGGACGCAGCGCCCCCCGACGAGAAGUACACCCUCUUCAGGGAGCGCUAUGACGUGCUGUCCCAGGAGGUCUCACGGAAGCUGCUGUGGUGGCUGCAGCCGCGCCUGGUCCUCAGCGGCCACACGCACAGCGCCUGCGAGGUCCAGCACGGGGCAGGCAUCCUGGAGGUCAGCGUGCCGUCCUUCAGUUGGAGGAACAGAAACAACCCCAGUUUCAUCAUGCCUCAGAUUGAACCCAAUCUCUUCUAAGAAGCCAAUUCCAGAGAACAGAAUUGACAGCCCAGAAACAAACCCACAACAUAGAGACAACUAAUUUAUGACAAAGGAGCAAAGAACGUACACUGGAGAAAGGAUGGUCUCUUUAAGAACUGAUGUUGGGGAAACUGGACGGCUCCACGGAAAAUAAUCAAACCAGACUGCUACCUCACACCCUACAUAAAAAUCAAACUCAAAACAGAUUAAAAACUUGAAUAUAAGACCUGAAACCACAGAAUUCCCAGAAGAAAGCAUAGGCCAUGUUCUCCAGCACUGGUCUCAGUAAUUUUUCUUUCUGGAUGUCUCCUCAGGCAGGGGGAAGAAAAGCAAAAAUAAACAAAAGCGACUACAUCAAUCUAAGAAGAUUUUGCACAGCGAAGGAAACCACUAGCAAAACAAAAAGACGGCCUACCAGAUGGGAGGAGGUAUUUGUAAAUCAUGUGUCUGAUAGGGGUUAAUAAUCACAAUAUAUAAAGAACUCAUAGAACUCAGUAGCUAAAAACAAUCCAAUUAGAAAAUGACACUGUCACUGGGGGGCUCUGGGUGGGGUCAGGAGCAAAAGAACUCAGGGGAGGUCUGAGUUCAAAUGGACCCUCAGCCAGGAGCCCACCGAGCUGGGCACCAUCCAACGCCCAGGGAUGGUAACCCAGAUGUACCUGUCCUGCUCCAGACAGAACCUAAGCAUCUGGCUGUAGGAAAACGAACCUGGUAAAC
Dama dama (fallow deer) is the source of this 2299-nucleotide messenger RNA. RefSeq names its product metallophosphoesterase 1 (gene MPPE1). NCBI's taxonomy places the organism in Eukaryota, Metazoa, Chordata, Mammalia, Artiodactyla, Cervidae. Gene Ontology annotation, molecular function: phosphoric diester hydrolase activity. Gene Ontology annotation, cellular component: endoplasmic reticulum-Golgi intermediate compartment. The record is from RefSeq and is a predicted model, not a curated record. The coding region runs from base 536 to 1579 and encodes 347 amino acids. Gene Ontology annotation, biological process: GPI anchor biosynthetic process; endoplasmic reticulum to Golgi vesicle-mediated transport. The transcript is spliced from 12 exons.